Messenger RNA from Dicentrarchus labrax (European seabass), 1618 nucleotides. RefSeq names its product deoxyribonuclease-1. Gene Ontology annotation, biological process: DNA catabolic process. Gene Ontology annotation, cellular component: nucleus. The transcript is spliced from 10 exons. The record is from RefSeq and is a predicted model, not a curated record. Gene Ontology annotation, molecular function: DNA nuclease activity. NCBI's taxonomy places the organism in Eukaryota, Metazoa, Chordata, Actinopteri, Moronidae. Bases 160 to 1032 code for a protein of 290 amino acids.
CUGGCAGUUACUACAGAUCUAACCAGUAGCAUUCGUUGUAAAGCCAGCAGGGGUUUUCCCUUCUCUUUCUUCACUUUAAAAACAAUCCUUACUGGGAAUAAGCUACCCUGAUCGAAGGUCCUGUCAGCAGCAGCAGAUUCUCCUCCUCCGGCAGCCACCAUGAAAAUAGCAUCUUUCAACAUCCAGAAGUUUGGAAAAAACAAAGUGUCAGACCCAGACGUCCUAAAUAUCCUGGUUAAGGUUAUAUCUCGAUAUGACAUCAUUGUGAUCCUGGAGGUGGUGGACAUCAGUGGAGAGUCUGUAAAAAUCCUCCUGGAUUCACUCAACACAUCCGACAGGACACAUCACUACACUCUGAAGAUCAGCAGUCGUCUGGGCCGAACGCGCUACAAGGAGCAGUUCAUGUUCCUGUACAGGGAUGACAUGGUGGACUUGGUGGGCUCCUAUCAGUUUGAUGACCAGGUGACUGAAGGUGGAGACGUUUUUGCUAGAGAUCCCUACAUCCUGCGAUUCAGAUGCCUCAACACAGUGCUGAAGGACCUAGUGAUGAUCCCAGUUCACACCAAACCAGACGACUCGGAGAAGGAGCUGGAUGAGCUCUACGAUGUCUUCCAGCACGUCAAGAAGAAGUGGAGAACCGAUAACGUGAUGAUCCUGGGCGACUUCAAUGCGGACGGCCUGUACGUCUCCAAGAAGGAAAUGAAGGGCAUCCGUAUCCGUAGCGACAAGAACUUCCACUGGCUGAUUGGAGAUGAUGUCGACACCACGGCGAGCAACCGAAACGACCACACAUACGACAGGAUAGUGGUGUACGGAGACGACAUGCUCCAGGCUGUGGUACCAAACUCUGCCAAACCCUUCAACUUCCAGAAGGCAUAUGGACUCAGUGAGGAGCAGGCUCUGAAAGUGAGCGACCAUUAUCCUGUGGAAGUGGAGAUGAAGGCCAUAAAUAAGAACACAGAUGUGGAGGAAGCUGCAGGACUCUGUGGAUUAUGUGUGUUUUUUUGGCGCAGGUCUGGACGGUCAGAUUGAGCCCCGGGGCCCUGUGGUCGUGGACGCGGGUCUGCUGGAGCUGAAGAGAGGAAACCUGCUGCUGGAGAGAGAGAAGCUCAGUCUGGAGAUCCAGAUUCUGCGGGCCAAGUUGGCCAAGAUGGCCCGCAGUGAUGAACUUUAAACUGAGGAGGCCAGAUCCAUCCAAAACACCCAACAGAACAAUAAACUCCUAACUUAACCCAGGUGAACCAGUGUUCAAGUUGCCCGUCACACCAGACACUGCGAGUUCACUGGACGCUGCAGAUGUUCUGGGUGCACACUUUACCUCAGGAACCCUCCUGAUCUCUUGAUGACUGCUAUCCCUCGUCAAUAUGAACUAACACAACACUUUUCACGAAGUGUUUUUGAUGUUUUGACUGAAUCAAGGUGCCACGUUGUCUGUCUUGUUUCCUCCAAGCUGCACACAUGGUGAAAUAAAAUAUAAUAAGCUCAUUUGUUACACAAACUAAUUCUUAUACGGAUACCUCAACAAGACCAAAUGUGCCAGGUUUGAGCCUUGGUUGAGUUUAAUCCAACAUCUUUUUAAACCGUGUGCUCAAUCUGUAAGUGGCAUCGUCUUAUAAAA